AUGGUUCACAAACUACCAACAGGAUCUUCUUCAUCAUUCUACCUCCACUUAUAUCAGAUUGUGGACGAUAGUUCGUCGGAUCAGAUCAUCUCGUGGAGCAAAAGCAACAACAACAGUUUCGUCGUAUGGGACUUGAAAAAGCUUCGCAGCGACAUUCUUCUCAAAUCCUCCUCUGUAUUGGGUAGAAACGUAACGGAGUUUAUCGCAAAGCUUCGCUCUCAUGGCUUCAAAACAUUCGUCAAGGGCCCUGGGGAGUUGGAGUUCUCACAUGAUGAUUUCGCGAGAAGCCCUCUGAUGAAGAAGAUGAUGGUCAAAGCCUUGUCGGAGAGGAUUGAAAAGUUUGAUGCUCAGAUCAAAGCCAUGAAGUGUAGGCUCAAAGCCAAGAAAGCUACCCUCAAAGUUGAGAAUCUCUUUCAAAACCUGCGAAUCUGA
Brassica oleracea var. oleracea is the source of this 432-nucleotide messenger RNA. RefSeq names its product heat stress transcription factor A-4a-like. The record is from RefSeq and is a predicted model, not a curated record. The transcript has a single exon. Gene Ontology annotation, cellular component: nucleus. NCBI's taxonomy places the organism in Eukaryota, Viridiplantae, Streptophyta, Magnoliopsida, Brassicales, Brassicaceae. Gene Ontology annotation, molecular function: RNA polymerase II cis-regulatory region sequence-specific DNA binding; DNA-binding transcription factor activity. The coding region runs from base 1 to 432 and encodes 143 amino acids. Gene Ontology annotation, biological process: regulation of transcription by RNA polymerase II.